GCAGCGGCGGGCAAAGGCGAUUAGGGGGCAGCAAGAAGAGACGUCGUAGCCAAGUCGAACAGCAGUAGCGUUAAGGCAGUCUGAGAGAAUGGCUCGCGGCGCAACACGCUGGAGCAUUCUGCUGGGCUCGCUGGCCCUUGUGCUGGCCCUAAUCGCGCCCUUCACCGUAGCCCUGUCCAAAAGGGAUCUAUACCAGUACACGGGACCGGGCUCCAACACCCUCGAAACCGAUAACGGAAUGCUGAUAUCCGCCGAGGUUCUCCUCAAAACGCCCAUCGUUUUCUACGACAAAAUCUACAACUCGAUAUUCGUAAAUGGAAAUGGCGUUCUCUCAUUCGCUAGGGCCAUGCAAAGGUUUUUCAACAUUGCAUUCCCUCUUGAUGAUCCAGUCAUCGCGCCUCUUUAUACACACGUUGACACGAGAGCUUCCGGAACUAUUUAUUGGAGCGAAACCGAUUCUCCCGAUGUUCUCGCUAGAGCCGGAGGAUUGAUCCGAAGUGCCUUUAAGAACGCCAAUAACUUUGUGCCUACGCACGUCUUUUUGGCCACUUGGAUGGACGUUGGUUAUUAUAAUGAGCGAAAUGAUAAGGUGAAUACUUAUCAAGUCGCUAUAUCAUCCAACGGUACGCAUUCCUUUGUUGAACUACUGUACCCGGAAAAUGGUAUACAGUGGAUUCAGGGUGAAUCGCAUCCCAACGGUCUCCCAGAUGCCAAGGCACAGGCAGGAUUCAUGAGCGAGGGCAAAAUGUAUACCCUGAGGGGCUCGGGCACGGACCAAAUUCAGAAUGUCGACAAGUGGUCAAAUGUAAAUAGGCCUGGCCAGUGGCUAUUUCAAGUUGGUCCUAUCGGCGAAAACGAAAAUACCUACAUAAAGAUUCCCAAUAAUAUUGAAGACACGAUGACUAUGCAUCAAGCGGCUAGCUGUAGGACCGGCGCCACCACUUGCCACAGUAAAGCGACUUGCAUCGAUUACGAGAUCGGAUUCUGCUGCAGUUGCAAGCAGGGCUAUUUCGGCAACGGGAAAUCCUGCCAGCCAAACGACGUGCCUCUUCGGGUUAUUGGCCGAAUAUCUGGCAAGUUAAAUAACAUCGAAUUCCCCUCAAGAGAUCUUCAAUGCUACGUACAAACCAAAGAUGGACGAACAUAUACCGCCUUAUCAAGGGUACCUCAAGAAAUCGGUGCUAGUUUCCAACUUUUAGGCAAUUUGGGUGGCGUGAUUGGUUGGCUAUUCGCAAAACCUAUCAGCGACACUGAAAACGGAUACGAGCUUACAGGCGGCUUAUUCAACCACACGGCGGAACUGAACUUCCCAUCGAGUGGCGACAAAGUGACGAUACGCAGCAAUUACCUUGGAUUGGACGUCUUCGGUCAGCUGAAAAUGGAAGCGGAGAUCACGGGUACGGUGCCGUACCUGGAGAGAGACACCAGGGUAGACUACGGCGAUUACGACGAACUCUACACUCGUGCCCAAUCAGGAAUGAUCCGUUCUCAAAGCGAGCGCACCUGUAAACUUUCGCGUGGCAGCGGGGACGAGCGGGAAAUUAACUUCAAGCUGGAUCAGAUAAUUAGUUACAAGGAGUGCCCGUACGCUAUCUUCGAUCCCGAGGACGACACGAGUAGGCUGAAGUUUUUCAGAGGUGUCACCGCUUACGAGGGCACCGAGGGCAUCAUUCGAUUUGCCGUCAACACCAAGAUAACGCCCCUCGAAGAAGAGGACCCGUGUAUUCAAGGACGACAGACAUGCGGCGAUCAUAGCUCCUGCGUGGUCGAUGGAGACAGCUUUAGAUGUGUGUGUAACGCAGGGUAUCAGUAUCUGUACGAGGAAGACGGCAGUGCGAUUUGCGUGGACGUGAACGAAUGCACAGCCGGUAAUCACAUGUGUUCCCCAGACGCUCAAUGCAUUAAUCAGGAAGGCAGCCACAUGUGCCAAUGCAGAGCUGGUUUUACGGGAGACGGUCGUGUUUGUGAAAGAUUGCCAUCUUGUGAAGAUACUCGCUGUGGAAAUUACGAGCAAUGUGUGAUGGUCGGAAAUACACCUACAUGUACCUGUAUGCCUGGUUUCGAGGAAACGGACCAGGGAUGUUACCCCUCUCAGCAUGCACCCUGCAACGAGGAAGAUAAUUGUUCCCCAUACGGACUCUGCAGUUUCGACGGGAAUAGAAAGAAACACGUGUGCGUUUGUAUGCCUGGUUACGUCGGCGAUGGAUACACGUGUUACUCCGAAUCCGAUGUCACCACAACAGACGAACCGCCGCAACCGCAGUGCGUGGUUGGAGUGUGUUGGUGUCCGAGUGGUUGGGAAUUCCGUAACCAUGCUUGCGUGAGGCAAGAGGGAGAAUAUACGACAGUUGACUAUCGAGACUUAUCGGCACAUCCGCUCCCGGGAUGCUUCGACGACGUCUGCAUAUGUCCCUUGGGAUACGAUUACGACCAUUUGGAACGAAUUUGCGUUCCGCUGCCAGGAUACCAACACGACACGAAGGGUCCAUCAGGAUCUAAUCUAUCUUGCAACGUGGUGAAUAGGUGUCAUCCCUACGCCCAGUGCAUCUACGUGACGAGUACCGGUGAUUACGAGUGCCGCUGCAACCCGGGAUACGAGGGCGAUGGUAUGGAGUGCACUAAGACAGAAGUAUCCUGCUUGGAAGUGGAUAUCUGUGACCUCAACGCGUCCUGCCAGUACGAGGAACCGAUGGCAAGAUGCGUGUGCAAUCCAGGAUAUGUGGGCGACGGAACAACAUGCAGUCGUAUCGACGAGUGCAACGACAAUUCCGAGUGCGAGAAGAACGAACAAUGCACCUACCACCCUAUGAGCUCGCGCUACGAAUGCACCUGCAAACCCGGAUUCAGCAUGGACAUGAACGAUCGAUGCGUGCCGUCCGAUUGCUCAACGAAUCUUUCUCAGUGCCACGUGAACGCGCAAUGCGUGCCGUCCGACGACGGUGGUUACAAAUGCGUCUGCAUAAGCGGCUAUCACGGCGACGGUAUGCGCCAGUGUGUGGAAGACCAUAUCGGCUGUAACGUUUUGAAUAACUGUGGCCGAAAUGCAAUUUGCGGGUACAAUCAGACGUCCGCGAAUUUCGCGUGCAUUUGCCAAUCGGGUUACUACGGUAACGGUUUCACGUGUCGGCCACAAUCCUCGUGCAGACACGAUCCGAAUCUCUGUUCAUCCGAGGCAACGUGCGUGUCGAGUGGUGAAAAUCAGUUUGCUUGCGUUUGCAACGAGGGUUUCGUCGGCGACGGCAUAAAUUGUAAGCACCGGCCGAGGCACGACUCCAAUUUUUUGUUGGUGAACCAAGGAAUGGCCACGCAUCGGAUACCGUUCGUGCCCACACAACAGAAUCCAGGAAAUCCGAUCUACAUAGCUUACACGCAAAUGGCGAUAGCCCUAGAUAUCGACUGCCUUGGCGGCAAAGCUUACUCCAGUGAUAUUACUGGCAACAGGAUAGUCGAACUAUCUUAUAACGGAUCGAUGGCAGAGACAUUUAUUCCGAAAGUUAGCAGUCCCGAGGGACUGUCGGUCGAUUGGGUCUCGAGGAACAUCUUCUGGACCGACUCAGGCAAGACGACCGUCGAGGUUGCCAGUCUAGUGACAAAGAAACGCAAAGUCCUCGUUUCCGAUGGACUGGUCAAUCCGAGGGGAAUAGCUGUUCAUCCAUAUCGAGGAAAAAUAUUUUGGUCUGACUGGAAUCGCGCCUCCCCCAAACUAGAGUGGGCUAACGAAGAUGGAACAGACCGAGCAAUCUUCCUUCAGGGUGAUUACGUUAAGCUGCCAAAUUCAUUAACUAUCGAUUGGGCGACGGAUGAGCUGUGCUGGGCCGACGCUGGGACGUUCUCGAUAAGUUGUAUUGAAAUAGACAGUAAAAAAGUCACCGUCGUCGCAAAUGAACUUACUUAUCCGUUCGGCUUGGCAAUUUCUCAAAAUCAUUACUACUGGACCGACUGGAAAACACACAAGAUCGAAGUCGGCAUGAAGACUAAUGGCGAAAGACGCGCACCAUUGUCUGUCCCGCCUGGUGGGAGUGGGAAACUAUACGGUAUCGUGGUCGUUCCAGAGUCAUGUCCCAGAGUGACAAAUGUGUGCCAGUACGACAAUGGAAGAUGCAACAAGAAUCAGCUUUGUCUACCGGACGGCCAAGGCGGCAGAACGUGUGCGUGCGCGGAUGAUGCGAAAGGACUCUGUACCGACUCCCGUUACCUGUCUUAGAUCCGUCUUCGAUCUUGCACGGAAAUAAAACAACGCAAAGCCCCGCCUCGCGUCCGACAUUAUGAUAGCUGAUAAGAAAGUUUCGCACUGGCGCUCACACCGAGCUAAAAUCGCAAUAACCAUUAGACCAAAUGUAAAUUAUAACAUUAUUCGUAAUAUUAAUUAUAGCUGUCACCGAUAUUCUCAAAUAACAUCUACUUUUGUAUCUAUUAAUCGCAAUACGCGAUACAAGCUGUACUGCGAACAGAUCUUAUUUAAUAAAAAUGAAGGAAACAGCGAGCGAA
Molecule: messenger RNA, 4488 nt
Organism: Temnothorax curvispinosus
Lineage: Eukaryota; Metazoa; Arthropoda; Insecta; Hymenoptera; Formicidae
Gene: Ndg
Product: nidogen-2
Exons: 21
Coding region: 89-4204 (1371 amino acids)
Biological process (GO): cell-matrix adhesion
Molecular function (GO): calcium ion binding
Source: RefSeq, a predicted model, not a curated record